Aureobasidium vineae is the source of this 786-nucleotide messenger RNA. The record is from the annotation of a GenBank genome assembly. Lineage: Eukaryota; Fungi; Ascomycota; Dothideomycetes; Dothideales; Saccotheciaceae.
AUGCCACGACCAGAAGGCUACGCCUCGAUGCAAUUCGACCAAGUCGAAAGCUCAGGAAAACAAGUCAUUGUCCAGUGCAGACACUGCAAGACCAAACGUCUCGCUCGCAGUGUUGCUAGCCGCAAAGUAAAGCAUCUGCAACAAUGUUCUGAUUUCCAUCGCUACCUGGCCGAGCUCGCUGCAACCAAUAAUGAAGAGUUAAACGAUGUGCCCGAGGAGCUCUUACAUGGACCCCAGAAAAGGACAGUCAAUUAUGGAACGGGUGUUGGAAGUGGGAGUGGUGGCUAUGUGCAGCAGGAAACGCCCAUCAGGAGACAAUUCGACAUGUCGUUGCCUACACUGCUAGAUGGACUUGGCAGUGGAAGACAGCAGUCACUGUCUACACCGCUAGACGACAUUCGCGACUGGAACGGUGGGCUCGAACCCGAUACUCCGAUGAAUGAUGUCGCGACCUCUGAACCCGCCACUGCACCGGCAACAGCACCACAGCUAUCUCGACCGCGUCCCCAAACCCAUACUUCUCACCCUGAUUCUGUUCCUGAGCGAGCAAUGGCUUUUGCUCAUCGAGCUGCUCAGCGAAGAAAAGAGAAAUUAGAUAAUCUUCUCACGCGAGCAAUCUAUCAAGGAAGUUUGCCGUUCAAUAUCAACGAUGCGGCAAAACACCCUGCCAUGGCUGAGUUUUUCAAGCUGGUGGACUAUGUUCCGCCAAACAGGCACAAGAUUGCGGAUGAUGUUUAUGAUCACACUCAUGAUCAGAGUGAUGAGAUCGUCACUUAUAUUUCAUAG